Penicillium odoratum is the source of this 801-nucleotide messenger RNA. RefSeq names its product SDR family oxidoreductase. Lineage: Eukaryota; Fungi; Ascomycota; Eurotiomycetes; Eurotiales; Aspergillaceae. The record is from RefSeq and is a predicted model, not a curated record. Gene Ontology annotation, molecular function: oxidoreductase activity, acting on NAD(P)H, oxygen as acceptor. Bases 1 to 801 code for a protein of 266 amino acids. Gene Ontology annotation, cellular component: intracellular anatomical structure. The transcript has a single exon.
AUGCCUCAGCCAGUCCCAGAGCCAGAAAGCCUAAAGGACCUUCUUAGUCUGAAAGGCAAAGUGGUCGUGGUUACAGGAGCCUCAGGUCCCCGUGGCAUGGGCAUCGAGGCAGCUCGUGGCUGUGCCGAGAUGGGUGCCGAUGUUGCGAUCACAUACUCCUCACGUCCACAAGGCGGCGAAGAGAACGCAAAAGAACUCUCCAAGACAUAUGGAGUGAAAUCCAAAGCAUACAAAUGCAACGUCGGAAGCUACGAGAGCGUCGAGAAACUCGUGCAAGACGUGCUUGCCGAAUUUGGCCAAAUCGACGCCUUCGUCGCUAAUGCCGGUCGCACCGCCAAUAGUGGUAUCCUAGACGGUACAGUCGAGGACUGGAAUGAAGUCAUCCAAACCGACCUUACGGGUACUUUCCACUGCGCAAAGGCUGUUGGGGCGCACUUUAAAAAGCGCGGCAAGGGUAGCCUCGUUAUCACAUCGAGCAUGUCUGGUCAUAUUGCCAACUAUCCACAAGAGCAGACUUCAUACAAUGUUGCGAAAGCGGGUUGUAUUCAUAUGACAAAGUCUCUUGCCAACGAGUGGCGAGACUUUGCUCGUGUCAAUAGUAUCUCUCCGGGCUAUAUCGAUACCGGUCUAUCUGACUUUGUUGACAAAAAGGUUCAAGACUUAUGGAUGUCAAUGAUUCCGAUGGGUCGAAAUGGAAAUGCGAAGGAGUUGAAAGGCGCUUAUGUGUAUCUGUGCAGUGAUGCUAGCUCAUACAUGACGGGCAAUGAUCUGCUUAUUGACGGCGGGUAUUGUGUCCGCUAG